This is a messenger RNA of Vitis riparia (riverbank grape), 1369 nucleotides long. Its product is annotated as protein BIG GRAIN 1-like E. Bases 158 to 1129 code for a protein of 323 amino acids. Gene Ontology annotation, biological process: auxin-activated signaling pathway. The transcript has a single exon. The record is from RefSeq and is a predicted model, not a curated record. NCBI's taxonomy places the organism in Eukaryota, Viridiplantae, Streptophyta, Magnoliopsida, Vitales, Vitaceae.
AAUCAUUUCAAACCCCAUUCGCUCUCCUAUCACUACAAAUCCCUCCUUUUAUGCUUUCCCUUGCCUCCACCUUUCUUCCCAUAAAUACCUUCUCCACCUUUGGCAUAUUUUUCAAACAAUUCAUUUCAUACCCCAUAUAGCACACACUCCCGCACCCAUGUCUGUCGCAGCUCUUUCAGAGGCAGAUAAAAUUUACAAGAAGUCCUUCCACCGGAGGAAUGAUUCUGGCGAGCUUGAUGUUUUUGAAGCUGCAAGGUAUUUCUCCGGCGGCAAUGAAAUUAUUGGGUACAAUGGUGCAGCUUUUCCUCAGAGGAUGAUGAUGAGAGAAGAGAGGCAAGGUUGGAGAGGAGGAAGAAUUAGCUUGGAUAUGCCGAUGAGGAGCUCGCUACCGACACAGUCAUCUCAUGCUGUGGAAAAACAAAUGAAAGAGAAGAUCAAAUACAAACAACCCAGCUCUCCUGGUGGCAGACUCGCUAGCUUCUUGAAUUCUCUUUUCAAUCAAACAAACUCCAAGAAGAAGAAAUCAAAGUCCACAGCACAGUCGAUCAAGGAUGAAGAGGAGAGCCCGGGUGGGAGGAGGAAAAGGAGGAGCAGCAUUAGCCAUUUCCGGAGUUCCAGCACUGCUGAUUCCAAGUCCGUGUAUUCUUCCUCAAGUUCUGGCUUUAGAACUCCCCCUCCUUAUGCAAAUACUCCCACAAAGACCUACAAGGAUCUCAGAAGCUAUUCAGAUCACAGGCAAGUGGUGUCUCUCCCAAACUACAACAACGGCAAUGUAAAAGCUACUGGCUUACGAAACGAGGCCUUGGACGAGAAGAGAAUCAAAGAGUUGGUUUGGCUGGACGAGAAAUUCAAAUUCAGCAGUGGGUUUUCAGAGAAACACAAAAAUUUCAGCAACGGGCUUUCAGAGAAAGAUAGGAUUUGGGUUGAUGAGUAUCCAUCAGAGGAGAAGGAAUUCAGAAAGUUGGAUGAGAUUGAUGCCGGUGCGGAGAGUGAUUCAAGCUCUGAUCUAUUCGAGCUGCAGAACUAUGACUUGGGUUGCUACUCAAGUGGCUUACCCGUAUAUGAGACCACCCACAUGGACAGCAUCAAGAGAGGAGCACCCAUUUCCAAUGGCCCCCUACCCCUAUAAUAAUUCUGUAUAUUUUUCUCCUCCUCAUUCAUGAUCACUUCUUUGCUCCAAUUCAUGUUGAUUGGAAGUUGCGAGAAGGCCAAAAAAAAUGUUGAGUUCUUGUCAAAUAGUUUCCUUUUUUUUUCUUUUUCCCUUUUUUUCCUUUUCUGUUACAGGCUCUUGAAAGUUCCUCCACUUCUUUCUCUGUAUGUACAGUUGGGAAUGUCUGCUUGUCUUCCAUUUCCGUUUUUUGUUUUUUAA